Messenger RNA from Peromyscus californicus insignis, 5832 nucleotides. RefSeq names its product transmembrane protein 268 (gene Tmem268). The transcript is spliced from 8 exons. Bases 3240 to 4118 code for a protein of 292 amino acids. Lineage: Eukaryota; Metazoa; Chordata; Mammalia; Rodentia; Cricetidae. The record is from RefSeq and is a predicted model, not a curated record.
UGGGAGACGCCUGGCCGCGCUAAGCCAGCUUUCUGUUCUGGCUCCCUCUGAGCUUUGCUCCCUGACCUUGGAUAGUCAGCUUUCUCUUCCGGAGCUUACUGUCCACAUCAUUGAAAUGGGGCGUUUGGACUCCUUGUCUAGCCAGGCUUUUCUGCCCUAAACUUUUGGGACUGUCGCCCCUCUGAUCUGUUGGACUUGCAGUGUAAUGACGCUGAGUUUGAAGAAGGAAAGCCGCUUGCUUUCUUUUCAAAGCAGCCUAGCCAGGCGCUUAGUGGUCGGUGAGGCUGGCAAGCUCUGUGCACAGAUGGGACCUCUGGGGGCUUGAGUCUGCACAGCCUGCGACUGGAAAAUCUGGUUCAAAUGUGGGCUCCCUAAGGGACUGUCAGAAGUCUCGGUGCUUGCUCCCUCUGUGCUCUGCUUACCUUUACGUUGGGCUCCCUGACUUGGGUGCUGAAGGCUAGCGGGGCUGAGGAGAUGGUAAAUGGUCAACCUCUGCCUUUGGGGUUCUGCCUUCAUCCUCGUUGCCCUGUAGUCUCUGGACUGGAUGAGGAUCUACAGAGGAAGUCCUGAACCCAUCCCGACCACUGGUCUGAACCCAUUCAAAUUUGAUAUGGCUCCUUUCAGUCUCCACUUUGGUGAAGCCUAGGAACGUCUAGGCAUCCCUCCAUCUCCCAAGUUGCUCCCCUUUGCUGCCUGAUUUCCUCCUCAUCUCUGACAGUUCUCUCUGAGUGCCUUUCCCAGUGGAUGGUGAUCCCUUCAGGGAGAGCUGAGCAGAGACUUCAUGUUGCAUUCUUGGUUUUACAGUCAGGGGCUGGCCCUAGAAGGUUCUCAAGGAAUGUUUGUGGAGUAGGUUGAUAACAGCUACCUUCUCUCAGUAACCACCCUUUUCCAGAUCUUGUGAAUAUGGAACCGCAGGAUAAUCCUAAAUUACUCUCCUUGUCCCGGCCCCAGGAAAUGGAGGCAGAGAGAAGUCCUGUAUGUUGCUCAAGGUGGAACGUGGUUGGGCUGGGCAGGUUACUUUUAGCCAGCCCACACAGCCUUAGGUGUAGGACCGGAGUCUGCUGAUUGGGUCUCUGUGGGCAGCUGAGGGGGCUGAUGUGAGUGCUGUGAUUUCUGCCCACAACACAAUGCUUCAUUGUGGGAUUUUGCAACCAGUGGAUCCUUGUGUGCCGUCCCAGGCUUCAGCAGCUCCAGCCGGUGUCAGCUCCUCCCCGCCUUUUCAACACUCCAGCGUUGGGAGGCUUAAGUGUGGCCCCGAGUCCUCUGCUUGGAGUACAGCUAUCAAGGUUGGGCCUGCCUUGUGGUCUCCUAUUGAUCAGAGGAAGUGAGGAGUGUCAGCUCUGGGCAUAACCUUGAGGCUGUUUUUGUGUCUUUUGUACCUCUUGGGGGAGGAUGGAAAGCAGGUAUGGUAAGGUUGGCUGGUAAGUAUCCAGUGUGUUUGAGACUGCUGCUGUGGGCUGGGUCAAGCCUGAGCAAAGAGGAGACUGUCUUCCUAUGAGGACUGUUGCAGAGUGACUGGAAUUUCUUUCUAUAUCAUGCCUGGGAAACAUGGUUUCUUCUGAUCUACUCAAAGGUGGCUUCAUGAAUAAGCUGUAAGGAAGCCAGACCAGGCAAGCCCAGAGGUAUGAGGGCAUGGUACUGUGGCCUGAGGCUCUGGAGCCACAUGCCGGAAUCCUUCUCUGGGCCUGAUAGCCACCCAGCUUUGGAAAGGGCAUGUCUCGACCGUGAAACAGGAAAACCAUGUUGAGGAAAGGAAGGAACCUGGGCUAUGGGCAGAGUACUGAACACCAUGCUUACACUUGCUGUUGUGUUCCUAAAGCAGCUGAAUGAGGCAGGCCUCCCUGCCCCCAUUGUACAGAUGCUCACAGUAGAGUUCAGGCACAAGGGUUGGGGGGGUAGGGUGUUGAAGGUGAAUGUCACAGAGCACAUGAAGGACUGUGCACUGAUUCCCGCUCAGGCUUUCUGGCUCCAAAGCUUUCAUAUUUUCCUAACAUUUUGUUGCUUUCCGGCCUUAGGCUCCCAUGUAGGACAGGGGUGAAAAAAUGUUAACAUCCAUCUUUUAUCUGUUCUUCGUUGGGAGAAGAGGCUCCCAAGGUACCUUCUAGACUCACCCUUCCUAACACUGCGACCCUUUAAUACAGCUCCUCAAUUGUGGUGACCCCAACCAUAAAACUAUUUUUGUUGCUACUUCAUAACUGUCAUUUUGCUACUGUUAUGAAUUGUAAUGUAAAUACCUGUGUUUUCCAAUGGUCUUUGGGAGGUCAUAGGUUGAGAACUACUAUUCUAGAGCCUAAAGUUGGGCUGGCUUCAGGUACAUGGACCUGCAUGGUUGCUCAGGGCUUCCUCGUCUAGAGUCAUCUUUCCCGACAGUUUGGCUUUGUUAUGCUGCCACAGUCUUAAUUUCUUCAGUUUUUGUGUGAGUGUGGGUACGCACAUGCCACAACAUGACCGUAGAGGUCAGGGUACAACUCUUGAGAGUAGGUUCUUACCUCCCACCUUGUUGAGGCAUGGUCUGUCUGUCUGUAUUUCUUUUUUUUGAUUUAUUUAUUAUUAUUAUAGAUUUAUUUAUAACAUUUUAAAUGAUUAAAUAUAUUUAUUUAUUAUUUAUAAUAAACUAUAGGUUUAUUCAUUAUUUUAUGUGUUUUGCCUGCAUGUAUGUCUGUACUACGUGUGUGUCUCUGGUACCCUUAGAGGUCAGAAGAGGGUGUUGGAUCCCCUGGAACUGGAUUUAUGGAUGGUUGUGGGCCACCAUGUGGGUUCUGGGAACUGAACCCUGGUCUUCUGUAAGAACAACAAGCGCUCUUAACUCUGGACCAUUUGUCCAGCCCCCGGCUCGCUCUCCUUGUUGCCUGGUCCGUGAGCCCCUGGCCUUCGUCUUCCACCCCUGCCUGCUAUCUCACCGUAGGGACAGUGCAAUUGUAGACAUGCCUGCCACAUCAUCUGGCUUUCAUGUGGGCAUCUGGGGUAGAACUCAGGUCGUCAGGCGUGUGAGGCAAGUGCUGCUGAAUCAUCUCCAUGACCCCACAUCCUUGCGUUCUGAACAGGAGUCCCCACAUUUUCAUUUUGCAGGUCAUCCCACACCCUCUGCAGCCGCUCCUGCUGAAGCAUUGGGGUAAACAGUGAAGAGGACAUAAGGAUCAGUUUCUCCCUGUGGAGGCAAGUGGAGGGGAGACGUUGCCCCAGCAUGAACUGCACCCCCAGAAACAGGAAGUAGAAACUAAAGCAGCUGUUUGUCUGCCAUGGCCUGUGAGCCUCCUACAGACCCUGGUGGGGCAGCUUGUCCCCUGCCCACCUCUGUCCUGGGCUGCAGCACCUUGCCUCAGAGGAGUCCUCCUGGAUGGGGGCAAGAGCUGCACAAUGGCCAGGUCCUCACAGUCCUCCGGAUCGACAACACCUGUGCACCCGUCUCCUUUGACCUGGGAGCUGUAGAGGAGCAGCUACAGGCCUGGGGCAUUCAGGUCCCUGCUGAGCAAUACAGGAACUUGGCUGAGAGUGCCCUCUUGGAACCUCAAGUGAGGAGGUAUAUCAUCUACAACUCCAGGCCUAUGCGGCUGGCCUUUGCUGUGGCUAACACUAACACAGACCUGAGGCUGGUGGCCGUCAAUGGAGCCCUUCUGAGACACCGGGUGCUGCUGGGGGUGACAGACACAGUGGAAGGCUGCCAGAGUGUGAUCCAGCUCUGGUUUGUCUACUUUGACCUGGAGAACUGUGUGCAGUUUUUGUCUGAUCAUGUUCAAGAAAUGAAGAGGAGCCAAGAGUCCUUGCUGAGAAGCAGAUUAAGCCAGCUAUGUGUUGUCAUGGAGACGGGAGUGAGCCCUGUGGUGGAAGGGCCUGAGGACUUGGAGGAUGCCCCCCUCCUGCCCAGCACUCCUGGUCCUCAGGAGAGACCACUCAUGCAGACUGAACUCUAUCAGCUUGUUCCGGAGGCUGAGCCGGAGGAGAUGGCCCGGCAACUGCUGGCAGUGUUUGGUGGCUACUACACUCGGCUCCUGGUGACCUCUCAGCUCCCCCAGGCAAUGGGAACUCGACACACAGACUCUGCAAGGGUCCCAUGCCCCUGUCAGCUCAUAGAAGCACACAUUCUGGGCACAGGAUGCUGCCCAUUCCUGGCCAGGUGACCUAGGGACAAAGAUGUUCAUCUUCCUCCAAGACUGAGAAGUGGGGGAGGAGUCAGGAGCCUGGCAUGGCUGACAGUGAGCUCAGAUGAGAUCAGCAUUUGGGGACACUUUGGAGAGUGUCUGUCAUGUUAGCCAUGGGGUCAUCAAGGGCACACCAGAUGGCCACAGUUGUUGGCAUCUUAUGCUGCCCUGGCCUUGCUGAAUCUGGUGGCUGAGCUGGAGUUGCCUGGGCCUGCAUCCUGGGUAGAGGAUCCCGUCUGUGGCCUGUGGAGCACCAGAGACCUGCAGCCGACUCUACAGGGCUCAGAGAGGACACUGCUCUCUCCGAAUUGCCCCAGGCUGCUGAUGUCAUAAGUACACCCAUUUCCAGUGUGAGAGAAGGUCUUGGAAGGCUGAACCAGCGUGUGAACUACAGUACUGUCUGGGCUUGUCUGUUAGCCCCUGGGCUGUAGACAACAGGGCUGCAGAACAGGGGUGACGAGACCAGGCUUGGUGACCAUCAACAGGGGCACUUGGCAAAGAACACCCUGUGGGUGGGACUCAGACUGAUUUUGUGUAGCAACAUGCUGUCUUGUGAUCGAAAUUCUGUCCUGCAGAGCAACAGUGGUGUUUUCUGACAUUCCACUGUUCUGGAAUGAGGUGUGAUCAGACACUCUGAGUUUGAAUAAAGAGCUCAGCAACCUCCCCAAGAGCUUGAAGACUUCCCACAGCUCCAUGUCCAAAGCCCUCGUCUGAUAUGAAGGUCCAGCUCCAAGAUCCAGCCUUCGUGGUUUCUGUCCCCCACAAAUCACCAUUAUAAGUUGGACCUCUUCCCUGAACUGGCAGACGUGUUCCUAUUGGACUCUUAUUCAUGUUUCAAAAUCCCUUCUGCUGCUUUCUGUCUCAUUGAAAUUCCUGAUGGAGCUGUUCCUAUUAUUGAUGUUUUAUGUUAUUCCAUUUUUCUCCUGUACAAACCUCUUUUUCUAUCGAAGACUGUAAACUCCUUAAGGUCCAACACUAUAUCCAUCUUCCUUUUGUGAAUGACCUAGACUUGCUUAGAACAAAAUAAUUCUGAAAAGUCCCGUGGAUCGGUUGGUUGCCUUAUCCUCUCCACCAGUUGUGGCAAAUUGUUCUGCAAACGUGGUUGAUGAGACCCAGGGCAUGAUGGACCAGAGUUCUGGUCUUGAGUUCUUUCACUUUAUUUGUCCACCCUCCAUGUGCUGCAUGGUUCUGGUCAUUUCCAGCUUAUUGUGCUGUUUGUUAUUCUUACCUCGGUGCACAAAGUGUUCCCUUGACCCCAGCCGAGGUGAUAUGACAUCACGGGGUUCUGGCGAAGCUAGUAACCUGGGUUCUUGUUGCAUAUCUGCCAACUCUAGGGCUGCGUAGACAUGGCUGGGUGCAUUGCCUUCUCGGUGUGUCCACGGACUUCUUAUGGCAGAGCCCUGUGGUGGCCUGAAAUGGCAGAGCUCUGUGGUGGCCUGAAAUGGCAGAGCUCUGUGGUGGCCUGAAAUGGCACAGUGCAGCAGACUUUCUGGGUAAGACAUAUCCUACCUCUUUACUUUCUCUGUGUCCAAGAUGGCGGAGUCCCCCAGCCACGUCCGGGGUAACUUUGCUUAGUGGAAUUAUUCACUGUGGGAAAUGUCACUGAAUUUGAUCAAGGGAAACUGUGCUUGUCAUCUGGUCACCGAUCCCUUCGGUAUAAUGAUGGUGAAUAAAGCUGUGUUUGGUGAAUGAC